AUGAGCUCCCUCUUUUGGAGACAAUUCAAGGCCCUUUUUUACAAAAACACGAUUGUCAUUCGAAAGCAUUGGCUGAUUAACAUUUUACGGUGUUUGAUUUUUCCUUUGGCCUAUGGAAUUUUUCUCGGUUAUGUAUCAACCUUCUUCUCAAAGCCUUCUAAUUUUGGACUUGGCACUCCCGCUCGAGUGUUUGGCGUUGGGGAUCACUUCGAUGGCUCAAGGCCAAUUGUUUGGUCCGAUAAUUCCAACGGAACUGGUUAUAUUCAUGGAAAAGAUAUAAUGAGUCAUGUUACCUCUGGCUUCUCUUCCAGGCAACUCAAAGGUGUCAUUGAGGUCGAGGACACUGCUUCACUUUUUGAUAUAUGUAUCUCAAACGCGAAUGGGGCAUCGCCGUGUUUUGUUGCCCUUACCUUUGAAGACAUCCCUACCGCCUCAACAAGUGACAAAAGGCCAUUGAAUUAUACAUUCUGGGCAGGAUCUGGAGCUUAUCGUGUCGAUGUUCUCAAGCAUACCAGUGAUCUCGAAACAGUACUUCUCCCUCUGCAAUGGGCUGUUGAUCAGGCCAUAAUCGAGCUUACUACAGGGCAGAAGACACCAACACCCCUUCAAUUACCUUUCACCCACAAUGUAGAUUCAGAUACAGACCAGAGUAACCGAUUAUUAUUCCUUAGCAUAAUGGGAAAUUUCGGAGGAGUUGUAUUCUUCCUGGUGUUCACUGGUGUAAUGUAUCAGAUUGCUGGUGGAGUUGCGCUAGAGCGAGCAGCUGCUCUGACAUCUCAUAUGCAGGCAAUGGGAGCCCUUGACUCUGCCAGACUAUUAUCAUGGUACUUCUCCUCAUCGAUUCUUUUCAUCCCAACUUGGAUAGCCCUGGCGGUAGUCUGGGGAGUUCGGAUUUUCACAAACACGAACAUUGGCUAUCUCAUUCUGCUCCACCUUGUGGCUGGGUUUGGAUGUACUGGAUGGGCAUUCUUUGCCUCGGUUCCAUUCAGCAAGAGCCCACAGCUAGCAGCCGUGGUUACCACAGGGGCGGCGAUCGUACUUGCCAUUAUACCCUUGUCUAUCACUGCAGAGAACAACUCAGCUGUUGGGCCUGUACUGUCUUUCUUCUUCCCGUCUAUGUUUUAUGUAUUUAUGCUCAAGAUGUUCUCGGGCUUUGAAGUGAACCUCCAACAUGUUGUUUUGUCACAAAAGGACCCGACGUACUUCUUUGAGGGGAUACCAAUGAUCAUAGCUGCUGUGGUUGGGGUAUUCUUUUGGCCUAUCGUCGCCAUCUACCUCGAAAGGUGGAUGUACGGGAUUUCAAACCCAUCAAAUACUGGCUUUUGGUCGUCAGGGCAAUUAAAGGGUUCAGCGGAAGAUACCACUUCUGAUAUUGCCAUCAGUCUACGCAAUGUCAAAAAGAUAUUCAACACAUCAAUGUUCAGUCGAAAGCUGAAUGAGGUUGUUGCUAUUGCAGAUCUCACGCUCGACAUACCAUCCUUCGGAAUAUUCGUUCUUUUGGGUCCAAAUGGGGCGGGAAAAUCUACAGCUUUGUCCAUUAUUGGAGGCCUUACAAAGUCCACCGACGGGACUGUUUCUUUCUCUGGGAACACCACGCGACCGCCUCGAGGAACACUUGGUCUGGUUCCUCAGAAAAAUGUCCUAUUCCCAGAGCUUUCGUGCUUUCAGACAUUGAAGCUUUGGAACGCUAUCAAACAAGAAGAAGGAGAAUCUUCCGAUGCUGAUAUCGAGCGCUUAAUUCGGGAUUGUGAUCUCCAGUCUAAGGCUCAUGAGCCAGCAGGAACUCUAUCUGGAGGUCAAAAGAGAAAGCUUCAACUAGCCAUAGGACUGGUUGGUGGAUCCAAGAUUAUACUCGUGGAUGAAUGCACUUCUGGGGUAGACCCCUUGAGUCGGCGCUCUCUUUGGAGAACUCUUACUACCUACCGAAAUGAACGUACUAUUGUUCUUACGACUCAUUUUUUGGAUGAAGCCGAUUUCCUUGCCGAUCGCAUUGCAGUUCUAGCUGCUCCAGGAAAGCUCAUUGCCUCAGAAAGCCCAGUUGCCUUGAAAUCCUCUAUGGGUGAAGGCUAUUCAGUCAUAGUCAAAUUUGAAUCCGAAGACUUCGCCAAGGAGCUGCUGAGCGAUGUGCGUACGGUGGCACCGGACGCCACCAUGGAAAUCAAGGAGUCAUUUACAUCAUGCUAUCACCUCAAAACUAGGGAUUCUUCUCGGGUUUCUGCCGCACUUCGGUUGAUUGAACAGCGUAAAAAGAUGUUUACAAUCCAUGCCUAUGACGUAGUAGGGACGACGAUUGAGGACAUCUUUCUUGACCUCCUCCAGAAGGAAGAGGGUGAAGACGGAGAGAAAAAUGAAAAGGACGCAGCUAAACAACAUGCCUUACUGGAUCUCACCCUUUCGAGUGGAAGACCACGCUCAUCGUUGGCUCAAGCUCUUACCAUCUUCCAUAAACGCUUUUUAAUUAUGCGAAGAAGCUGGCUGGUCCCGUUCCUUGCACUGGCUAUAGGGAUAUCAGGUGCAUGGUGGCCUAUACGAUUCGUAAAAGGAGGCGUGGCGUCAUGCGCUCACAAAUUUAUUGACCCCACCAAGGGAGGGUUUUUCAAUCCGCUAUAUCCUCCUCUACUCAGCAACGAUACCAUCUUGGCCUCGCCUUCGAACCUACCGUCAAUCAUAAACGCUAGUCUUCCCGAACUUUUUGUAGACCCUUUGCUUCAGUUCUAUUCUCCAAAUUUCCCCAAACCCUCUGGUCCAUUUAAUCCUUUCGUGCCGGUUGCAGACCAGCAGACACUGGUGGAGAUGAUUAAUGCCAACUUUACCGAGUUCAGCACAUUUGGGGGUUUCUCCAUGGAUUUUGAAAAGAACGAAUACUUAAUCGCAUGGCAAUUGAGCCCAUUCUCCCUGAGCAUGUUUAGUGUAGCGUCGAACCUCUUCUAUAACCGUGCCCUCAAUGCUUCAAGCAGCCCAUCGGGCUCCACCCGAAUCCAUCCAACGUUCCAUCAGCUGCCGAGUGUACAGACGGAGUCUCUCGCCACUUUACAAUGGCUUGCUAUAUUCGGCGCUGCAAUGACCGUAUUCCCCGCCUUCUUUGCUCUUUAUGUAGCAAAAGAGCGACACUCUUCGGUUCAAGCCAUGCAAUUAUCGAAUGGACUAUCAAACCCAUUGGGCCUUUGGCUUGGGCAUAUCAUGUUUGAUUCCAUGUUUACUGUGAUUGUUGCGACUGUGAUUGCAAUUGUCUACGCAGUUGUCAAAAGCAAAUUCCAAGGCGUCGGUUACCUGUGGUUCGUUAUUUGCCUUUACGGAUUUGCCGCUACUCUUCUGUCUUAUGUCACGGCAAUCGUGAUCAAGUCGCCCCUAGGAGCUUUCGCAGCAAUGGUGGUCUCUCAAUUUAUUAUCUAUCUGCUCUACCUUACUGCAUAUAUCAUCGUUACGUUCGUUGCGCUUCCUUUGGAGGCUCCACGCACCAUCAACAUUGUCCACUUCACCUUGGCUCUCAUUGCUCCUAUCAACAGUUUGGUCAGGGCAGCCUUAAUAUCAGUCAAUCAGUUCUCACUGAUUUGCGAUGGCGAGAACGUUGCCACCGGAGCCGCACUUGGUACCAUCACUCGAUACGGAGGGCCUAUUCUGUACCUUAUUGUAUGGAUUCUGACACUUUUAUUUAUCCUCACCAUAAUCGACUCCGGAAUCCGGUUCCCAACGGCAAGUCUGCGUCGUAAAGCCAACAUAUCUGGAUCUCUCAGCGGGAAUAACAACGAACCCCGGAAGCCAUCAAAUCCUGACGUCGUGGCCGAAGCUCAGCAAGCGGCCUCAUUCUCCAAUCAGGAUCCACUACGUGUCUUGAGCGUUUCCAAGUCUUACGGAAGAAACAAGGUCGUAGACGACGUCACUUUCACCAUUCCGCACAACUCCCUUUUCGUGAUGUUGGGCCCGAACGGAGCAGGCAAGACGACAACUUUUGAUAUGAUAUAUGGUCAAUUGAAACCCGACGGUGGAGAUGUCAUGGUCAACGAUACUUCAGUCCUUAGCAACAAGCAGAAAGCACGAGUGUCAUUCGGCGUAUGCCCACAGUUUACUGCUAUUGACGCACACCUCACGGUGCGCGAGCAUCUCUUGAUAUAUGGACACUUCCGAGGUCUUUUCGGCGAGGACUUGCAACACAACGUCGAUAACAUUUUGGAAGCGACAGGCUUGAACACAUAUUCAGAUCGGCUUGCGACCAAACUUUCCGGAGGAAACCAAAGGAAGCUUGCACUGUCGAUCGCGUUGAUUGGCAACCCGUCAGUCGUAUUAGUCGAUGAAUAUUCCACAGGUAUUGACGCCAAAAUGAAACGGGAGCUAUGGGGAGUUCUUAAGCAGGUUACUAGUGACAAGGCGGUAUUCCUGACAACGCAUUCGAUGGAAGAGGCUUCGUACCUCGCUACUAAGGUCGGAAUCAUGUCGAAGCGAAUGUUAGCUGUGGGUUCCCCCCAGGAACUCGAGGCGUGUACAGCGUCGUAUGAGGUACACUUUGCAUGCCACAAUCGCCAGGAUUAUGUCAAGGUCCAGGCCGUCAUGGCGCGUAUACCUGGAGCACGAAUGGCGGACGAUGUCGCAACGCGCUUCGAGAUUCCCAUCGGCAACAGCGAAAACAGCAGCUCUGAUACUUCCGUCGCGAGCAUCUUCGAGAUCCUUUCUAACGAAAAAGGUUUCCCAGAAUUUACCAUCGGAAAAUCAAGCUUGGAGACAGCGUUCAUCAGGAUCAUCAACCAGGACUCGCAACAGGGGCAUGAUAAUCACGGAGUUGAUGCUAAGGCGGAGGGGAAGUUAUGGGGGAUUUGCUAA
This is a messenger RNA of Psilocybe cubensis, 4815 nucleotides long. RefSeq lists its product as uncharacterized. Gene Ontology annotation, biological process: lipid transport; transmembrane transport. Gene Ontology annotation, molecular function: ATP binding; ABC-type transporter activity; lipid carrier activity. Gene Ontology annotation, cellular component: membrane; intracellular membrane-bounded organelle. The record is from RefSeq and is a predicted model, not a curated record. Bases 1 to 4815 code for a protein of 1604 amino acids. The transcript has 20 exons. Lineage: Eukaryota; Fungi; Basidiomycota; Agaricomycetes; Agaricales; Agrocybaceae.